This is a messenger RNA of Myotis brandtii (Brandt's bat), 2649 nucleotides long. RefSeq names its product solute carrier family 38, member 10 (gene SLC38A10). Gene Ontology annotation, molecular function: amino acid transmembrane transporter activity. The record is from RefSeq and is a predicted model, not a curated record. Gene Ontology annotation, biological process: amino acid transmembrane transport. Lineage: Eukaryota; Metazoa; Chordata; Mammalia; Chiroptera; Vespertilionidae. The annotation marks the transcript as partial. The transcript is spliced from 17 exons.
AUGAACAUAGUGAACAGCAUCGUGGGGGUCAGCGUGCUCACCAUGCCCUUCUGCUUCAAGCAGUGCGGCAUCGUCCUGGGGGCCCUGCUCCUGGCGUUCUGCGCCUGGAUGACGCACCAGUCCUGCAUGUUCCUGGUGAAAGCCGCCAGCCUGAGCAAGCGGAGGACCUACGCGGGCCUGGCGUUUCACGCCUACGGGAAGGCCGGGAAGAUGCUGGUGGAGACCAGCAUGAUCGGGCUGAUGCUGGGGACCUGCAUCGCUUUCUACGUCGUCAUCGGCGACCUGGGCUCCACCUUCUUUGCCCGGCUGUUCGGGUUCCAGGUAGGGCCUCUCGGUUCCUCUCUGAUGGUCUGGGGACACUCUUCCCAUGUGGCUGCUGGCUCCCACUCCGCGGUGUCGCUGUGCAUCGUGCUGCCGCUGAGCCUGCAGCGCAACAUGAUGGCCUCCAUCCAGUCCUUCAGCGCCAUGGCGCUCCUCUUCUACGCCGCCUUCAUGUUCGUGAUCCUGCUGUCCUCGCUCAAGCACGGCCUCUUCAGUGGGCAGUGGCUGCGGCGGGUCAGCUACGUGCGCUGGGAGGGCGUCUUCCGCUGCAUCCCCAUCUUCGGCAUGUCCUUUGCCUGCCAGUCCCAGGUCCUGCCCACCUACGACAGCCUGGACGAGCCCUCGGUGAAGACCAUGAGCUCCAUCUUCGCCUCCUCCCUCAACGUGGUCACCGCCUUCUACGUCAUGGUGGGCUUCUUCGGCUACGUGAGCUUCGCCGAGGCCAUCGCGGGCAACGUGCUGAUGCACUUCCCCUCCAACCUGGUGACCCAGAUGGUCCGCGCCGGCUUCAUGAUGUCGGUGGCCGUGGGCUUCCCCAUGAUGAUCCUGCCCUGCAGACAGGCCCUGAACACGCUGCUGUUCGAGCAGCAGCAAAAAGACGGGACCUUCGCCGCUGGAGGCUAUAUGCCGCCCCUACGGUUCAAAGCGCUCACCCUCUCUGUCGUGUUUGGGACCAUGGUUGGUGGGAUCAUGAUCCCCAACGUGGAGACGAUCCUGGGCCUCACGGGCGCCACCAUGGGGAGCCUCAUCUGCUUCAUCUGCCCAGCACUCAUCUACAGGAAGGUGCACAGGAACUCGCUCUUCUCCCAGGUGGUGCUCUGGGUCGGCCUGGGCAUCCUGGUGGUCAGCACUCUCACCACCUUGUCCGUGAGCGAGGAGGCCCCUGUGGACGUGGACCUGGCGAAGGAAGCCCCGGGGCUGCGGCGGGGUGGGAGACAGGCCUGCUCCCGCUCCAGAACUACACUGCUCGCUGGGAAGUGUGCGGCACCGGCCACCGGCCUGCUGUCUCAGGAGCUCCGGCCUGGAGCCCCUCAGGGGGUGAGGGCGUCCCUGUCACCACCUCUCAGUGUGCAGGAGGCCGCUGGCCCCCGGGUGCCCCAGGCAGGCGUGGCGGUGCCCAUGGGGGAGGCCCAUCGCCACGAGCCCCCUGUCCCGCAUGACAAGGUGGUGGUGGACGAAGGUCAAGACCCAGAAGGAGCGGCGGAGAAGGAACGUGUGUCCCAGCACGUGGACGACGAGGCUCCUGGGGGCAAGGGCCAGGUGGCACCACCUCUGCCGGAUUCAGGAAGAGAGCGAGGGGCACAGGCCCCGGUCGUGGAACCCGAGGGGGAUCUUCCUAAAGGUCCCCAGAAGGUUCCAGAAGGAAAUGGUCCGCGGGCUGUGGAGCCCGUGAAGGAGGACCAGGAGCCGGUGGUCGGGGAUCUGCACCCAGGGCCCCAGGCAGUGCCCCCUGAGGGGCAGGACGCCCUGGGGGCAGGGCCAGCAGCUGAGAUCAAAAAGCUAGUAGCAGAUGCCGGCCGCGUGGAGAGGCUGGACCACGAGGUCCUGCUGCAGGUGAUCAAGGAGCAGCAGGAGCAGCAGAAGCGCCUCCUGGACCAGCAGGAGAAGCUGCUGGCGGUGAUCGAGGAGCAGCUCGUGGGGCACGUGUUUGUGGCGAACCAGCCGGACGCUGAGCCCCAUGCGGCAGGUGUGCAGGAGGAGGCCCCAGAGCCCGAUCUCGCUGGGGCCCCCAGGAGCCCAGAGAAGCCUGACGCCGGGGACGCCCCUGGACAGGGUCCGGACCUUCUUGGUGGAGGCUCUCAGGAGAGGAACAAAUCCCAUAAGGAGGCAGCAGCCACUGGUGCCCAUGUCCCGGAAGCGGCAGGUGCCCGGGGAGCCGGGGCAGGGGCUGGGGACCCUCCAGUGCAGCCCCAGCAAGUGAGCCCAGACCGGAGACCCGCAGGCCUGCCCAGCAGGUCGGAAGGAGCAGCCCCCCUGGCCCAGGCUGCGUUACAGCAGCCGGAACACCGAGCUGUCUCCGCCAGGGCCCCGGGAGGGCACCCAGAGGCAAAAAAGGAGGCCCUGGGCGGGGACCAUGUGCCGGCCCCCAGGCAGGACGCUGCUGCACAGGAGCCUGAGCAGAAGCCAGACCCUGAGCUCGGGCCCCAACAGGCCGUGCCCGGGGCUCAGAAGCUGGACAAUGUCAAACCGAACAGAGACCUAAAAGUUCAGGUCGGCGCCGACCUCAGGAGGAGACGGCGGGAUGUGGCUCCUGUAGACGAGGGACCGGUCCCCAACGAGGGGGUCAUCAUCAGCUUCGACUCCCUGCACGAUGUGCGGGUCAGCGAC